This is a messenger RNA of Closterium sp. NIES-65, 1602 nucleotides long. NCBI's taxonomy places the organism in Eukaryota, Viridiplantae, Streptophyta, Zygnematophyceae, Desmidiales, Closteriaceae. The record is from the annotation of a GenBank genome assembly.
AUGAAACUGAAUGAGAAGGUCUUGGCUGCUGAGAAGGCUACCUACCAGCCACCACCGAAGGAAGGAGUGAUGGCAAGGGAGGAGUUGAAGGCGAAGCUGAAAGGAGUGCCCGUCGAGGAGCUGCAGGUGGAAGCUGUUGCAAUGGUGGCAGCAGCUGCAAAAGUGGAUCUAGAGACCCUGCAUAGGCGUUUAGGGCAUGCGGGGAUGGAGCGGAUUAAGGAGCUUGUGAAGAAGGGCAUGGCAGCCGGUGUGGAGCUGAAAGAAGGAGAUGGGAGCUGGGUGAUUAAAGACGUGGAGAAGGGGAAGACAGCAGUGACCAGGGAUGCCAUCUUCUAUGAAGAUGUCAAUUAUCUCCAGUGGAAGGGGGUAAACCAGGAGAUAGCAACGGGAGCAGCAGCUGCGCUUGAUAAGGUGGAGAAGCUGCUUGUGGAGAAGGAGAACGAGGGGAUAGGGUGUGAUGAGGAGGAGACAGGAGGUGGUGCGGAUAAACCUUCCAAGGAACCUAUAUUUUCGGAGCCAGCGAAGAAAACGGUUGUAGAGGCGGUAGCAGAUGUGGAGGAAGAAGGGCGCCAUGAAAGAGAGCUUGGAGAGACGUGUGCCGAGGAGGAGACUCAGAGUGUGGAGGAUGUGGAGAACAGUGAUGGGUCAGCAAAGGAGGAUGGGAGUAGCCCAUGGAAGCUGAUUGAUAGUGACGCUACUUGUGAAGCUGCUAAGGAGAUGAAUGAGCUGCUGGAGGAUGGAGCCAUAGUGAUAGGAAAGGAACGAGGGCUUGACGAGAUAUACGCAGCGACAAACGAAGUGAGUAAGGACGUGACACCGGCUGAGGAGUUGGGGCGCGGUCUGAGGGUCAAGAAGAAACCAGCUAAGUUUGCUUCACUGGUUAUGACACCUUGGAAGGAUGUGAAGCAGAUUCCUAGGGCAGCGCUGUUUUUGGGGAUGAACCUGGAGCGGAAUGUGGAAGAGAAGAAGCUCUUCUUGUACCAGAAGAAGUAUUGCAACAGGGUGCAGCAGAGGUUUGGCCAGGGUUUCAUCAAGGAGAUCACGACACCACUCAGCGGCAUGGCAGCAAAUGAUACCGAGCAGGAAGAGGAUGUGAAGCAGGGAGGAGGAGAAAAGAAGGCACUGCAGAUGUACCAGUCGAUGGUGGGAUCGGUUAUGUAUCCGGUUGCAUGCACAAAGGUCGACAUGGCGUAUGCGGCGAGUUAUUUGGGGCAGCACGUGCAGCAGGGAAGGAAAUGGCGAGAGAUGAAGCGAGCACUUAGUUAUUUGGUGCAGCAUGAGGAUGAGGGACUUCUCUUUGAGGGAGGAGAGGAGACUUUGCAGCUGGUGGGGUAUGCGGAUGCCUCACAUGCAUCGGACAAGAAAACAGGGAAAGGUGCCUAUGGUUGGGCUGCCUCGCUAGUGGGGGAUGUGGCGCACGUAUGGCAUGUGGGGCAUGUGCGGCAUCAUGGGUGGCAGGUGGGGUAUAUGGGGCAUGUGGGGCAUGCGCACCUUCCCUUCGAUAAUCACCCCUCCAUCUCCCCGUUGCCUCUCCCAAUCAUUGCCUCUCCUCUUACUCACCACGACCCACCUCCUUGCCAUUACCAACUCUACACGAGUUGA